UGUGCCGAACCUUUAAAGUUUAGAUAGUAAGUAUAAAAUAUUUAAUCUUCUGGUUCAUACUUUUGUAUUGUAAACAUCGCAAUGAGGACUAUUGGUGUUAUAUUAAUCUUAUUUUUAACACUAUUGGAGGUCAAGAGUAGAGAAAUAAUUCGCCAGAGAUCAGCAAGUGCUUGCUUUCAUACUAUUAAAGACUUUUCUGAUGAUCCUUGGUGUGGAUAUGAUAAAGAUUGCUAUGCUCAGGGAAAAAAUGCUGAUUGGAUCAGGGCAGAGCAGUGUGAGCGUAAUAUAGGUAAAAGACCUGGAUUUUGGAAAUUAAUUAAGGGCAAAUGUCCAAAGGACAAACGCAUAUGCAACUGGGUCCACUGGUAAUUGUCUAGAUCUAAAAAUCUGGGAUCUGGUAAAACCUAUUGAGGUUCAAAAAUGAAUUAAAAACUAUUAUGAAAAAAAUAUAUACAUAGAUGAAUAAAUA
Molecule: messenger RNA, 469 nt
Organism: Drosophila takahashii
Lineage: Eukaryota; Metazoa; Arthropoda; Insecta; Diptera; Drosophilidae
Source: RefSeq, a predicted model, not a curated record